This is a messenger RNA of Galleria mellonella (greater wax moth), 683 nucleotides long. Its product is annotated as NADH dehydrogenase [ubiquinone] 1 alpha subcomplex assembly factor 2. Lineage: Eukaryota; Metazoa; Arthropoda; Insecta; Lepidoptera; Pyralidae. The transcript is spliced from 4 exons. Gene Ontology annotation, cellular component: membrane. The record is from RefSeq and is a predicted model, not a curated record. The coding region runs from base 156 to 602 and encodes 148 amino acids. Gene Ontology annotation, biological process: mitochondrial respiratory chain complex I assembly.
UUUUUUGAGGAAAAAGAAGUAUUGUCAAAUAUCAAUUCGACAUUGACGUUUUAGAUAUAUUGUGUGAUUUUGAUUGACAGAAAGGAAAAAUUAAAAUUAUGUUUUCUCUUAAUUAGUUAUUUAUUUAUUGUAACAAAAUAAAAUAAUUUUUAAAUAUGUCCAAUGGUGAAUACCGUCAUUUAUGGCGGAUCGUGUUUAGGAAUUUUAUUAAUUCUUUUAAACCAAGACCAAUAAAGGGAAAUAAUGUUGGUAAAGAUUACAUAGGAAAUAUAUAUUAUGAAAUACCAGCCAACCCCAGUCUUGGUAAACGAAAACCUUCUAGGUGGUAUGAUCCACCUAAGGGCCAGGAUUUUCAGGAUCCUAUUCCAGCUGAAUGGGAGGCAUGGCUGAGAAUGAGGAGGACUGAUCCUCCCUCAAAAGAAGAAAUAGAAAAGAAUUUAGCUAUAGCUCAAUUGAAGAAGAUAAAUGCGGCUAAAAUUGAAACAAAGAGGCUUGCUGAAGGAGGUUCUUUGCCAACAACACCUAUAAAAGGCCCUGAAUCAUUUCCAACAUAUUCAGAGUACCACACGGGAGACCCAGAAAACCACCCUAGACAUAAAUAGAUUAUGUGAUUUGUGUUAUGAUGUAAAUAAUAGUUGUUAUGAGUAGAUUUUAUUUUAUUAUAUUGGAAACUACUACUUUUA